CCCUGUUGGCUGUGCCCGGCGGCCCGCAGCACGGCCCAAGAUGGCGGCGCGCGCGCGGAGGGGCGGCCUGGCGGUGGCUCUCGUGGCCGGUGCCCUGCUCGCCCUGGGGCGGGCGGCGGCAGAGGGGGGCUCGGCGGCGGCGCCUCCGCACCGCCGGUUCGAGUACAAGUACAGCUUCAAGGGGCCGCACCUGGUGCAGGCGGACGGCACGGUGCCGUUCUGGGCGCAUACGGGCAAUGCAAUACCAAGUGCAGAUCAGAUUCGAAUAACAACUUCUUUGAAAAGCCAACGAGGAUCAGUGUGGACAAAAAACAAGUCAAUAUUUGAAUAUUGGGAAGUUGAAGUGACCUUUCGAGUUACAGGAAGAGGCCGCAUUGGAGCUGAUGGACUGGCAAUCUGGUUUACAGAAGAGCAAGGCAUGGAAGGUCCUGUUUUUGGGGCAGCUGAUAAGUGGAAUGGUGUUGGAAUCUUCUUUGAUUCCUUUGACAAUGACGGAAAGAAAAACAAUCCUGGAGUGAUUGUUGUAGGCAACAAUGGAAAUCUUCUGUAUGACCAUCAGAAUGAUGGUUCCACUCAAGCAUUGGCCUCCUGUCAGAGGGACUUCCGUAAUAAACCCUACCCUGUUCGAGCAAAAAUUACAUACUACCAAAAAACACUGACUGUAUUAAUUAACAAUGGAUUUACUCCGGAUAAGGAAGAUUUUGAAUUUUGUGCUAAAGUGGAAGAUAUGGUGUUGCCAUCACAAGGAUAUUUUGGAAUAUCUGCAGCAACAGGGGGACUUGCAGAUGACCACGAUGUCCUGUCUUUUCUGACUUUCCAGUUGACUGAGCCUGGGAAGGAAGUACCCACACCAGAUGCAGAAAUUCCUCAAAAAGAUAAAGAAAAAUAUCAAGAAGAGUUUGAACACUUUCAACAAGAAUUGGAUAAAAAGAAAGAAGAAUUUCAAAAGGAGCAUCCUGAUGUUCAAGGACAGCCAGCGGAUGAUCCUUUUGAAACUGUAAAUGAUCGUGAACUGAGGCAAAUCUUUGAAGGGCAGAAUCGAAUUCAUCUUGAAAUCAAGCAGCUAAAUAGACAAUUGGACAUGAUUCUGGAUGAGCAGAGAAGAUAUGUCUCUGCAGUCACAGAUGAGAUUGCUAAAAGAGGAGCUGGUGUUCCAGGUCAACAAGUACAGGUUUCCCAGCAAGAGAUUGAUACCGUUGUGAAAACUCAAGAAGAGGUCAUUAGACAAGUGAAUGAAAUGAGGAAUUCCAUGGCUGAUACUCUGAGGCUGAUCAGUGGAGCUCAACAUCCUGGUUCUGCUGCAGGAGUCUAUGAAGCAAGUCAACACUUCAGUGACAUCAAAGAACACCUCCACGUAGUAAAAAGGGACAUUGAGCAUUUAGUACAACGAAAUAUGCCAUCCAGUGAGAAAUCAAAGUGUCCAGACUUGCCACCGUUUCCAUCAUGCUUAUCUACAAUGCACUUCUUCAUAUUUGUAGCAGUGCAAACAGUGUUAUUCAUUGCUUAUAUCAUGUAUAGGAGUCAACAAGAAGCAGCAGCCAAAAAGUUCUUUUGAUGACCUCUUCCUUUUGUGUGUACAUAACAUCAGUAUGUAUGCACAGAAAAUCAUACAGCUCUGUGAAUGAGGGAAAACUUAGUGUUUGAUAUACUUCAAUAUUGUAAAUUAUUUAAUUUUGUUAAACCAUCUUCUCAUUUCAACUGUUAAUAUUAAAGUUAAAAAUGGACUGGGGAGCAGCAGAGCAAAUGCUAGGAAGGGGGGAAGGCUGCGGACCCUAUCUAGGGCUCUGUUCUCAAUGAGGUUUCUGAUAAAUACUGGAAGGUGUUUACUGUAUUCCUCUUUUGUUAAAAUUUCAGAGGAGGGAUUUAAAAUAAGCAUGUUUGGUGGCUGUUGAUAAUGGGAAUUUGUGAAUUGAUGAUUUGUGCAGAAAACUUGCCACUAAGUAUCCAUAUCAGAUUUAGAAAACAACAACACACACAAUUCCCCAAAACCCUCUAAAACCAAAAAUUUAAAUCAAAACAAAACUACACCUCUCUAUUGUGAGGGGAGGAAAACUUGUUAUAAACAUUUCAUUUCUUUCCUAUUUGGAUCUAAUGGCUUAAGAAUGAUUUUGGAAAUUCUAACUCCUUGUGAUAUACAGAUUCUAACUUUUCUUUAGUACAUGGAUGCAAAGACAGUCCUGCUAACUGUUAAGUUAGACUGCUGGUAUCUGGUAUAGAACAAACUAUACAAGAUAAGCAAACAAAGUCUUAUCUCCUUAUUUUGGGUACUGUUUUUAGGCAGUGAGCAAAAAAAAAACAAAAACAUCAUCAAGUAGUUUCUUCAGAUAUAUUUGGAUUGAUUUCUUUUUUGUAGUUUUAAGUCUGUCUGUAAUCUUGUUUGGAGACUUUUUGGAACUUUUUCAACAGAGAUGCCAUUGCUUUAUACCAUUUCCUAUCUGAUUUCAAGAUAUGUUGAAUUUGGAAAUAUGCCUUUACUGUUAUAAAGCUGUCUUGUAUCUAUCAUGUAUCAAAUACAGAUGCUUUGAUUUAAAUAUUGACAUGGCAAGUAUUCUAAACUACAAAUAUUGAAUGUUAACAACUUUCCUUGCAGACUGUUGCUUCAGAAAUGUUUGUUAGUCCAGCAGCUAUUGUAGAACCAGUAUUGUGUAUCAAUUCCUGGUUUAAUACCUAACGUGUAAGAUUGAACGUGUUUUUCUUUUGAUGUUGCUAAUCAGAUGAACAUUUGUUUCUGAAACGAAACAAAGCAGAAAGCCCAAAUUAGAAAUGUGAAAUUAAUUUGUUUUGACUUGUUUACAUAUCUGUGGUAACUUUGUCUUUAAGUUGUUUACGUGUAGAGUUAGAAUAGUUUUGUUUUUCUUCUAGUUCUAUAAAAUACACAAAUGUCUCUGGAUGUUUCUCUUUGAAUCACAAAUUUGACUGAAAACCUGCAAAAUUUGUCUGGAACCUAGUAUACUACUCCUGCAGUUCUCCAGUCUGUUCUUCUGGGAGUGCAAUGCGUGCUGCCAAAUUCACUGUUACGAAGAACACUUCUAGCAUUGUGCCUGACAAUUUGGAGAAAUGAUAAAUCUAUGCAAUACACUUUGUUACUGAAAAGGCAGUGCCCCAAAAGUGGGUGUCUGUGCUAUACCAGUAAAAUUAUACUACCUACACACCUGUUUACAUAGCUAUGCUGUGUAGCAUACUGGUAUAGCUUUAUAGAUUCAUUUCUGAAGUUGAGAUUUUGGUGUACUAAUUGGAGAAACUACUGCCUCAAGCUCAUGUUCCUGGAUAAGUAGGAUAAGUAAAUGAAAACCUUUUCAGAGAAUGCAGAGUAACACACAGGAAUUUAUCCAUUCAGUUCUAACACCAGCAAAUAUUUACAGGUGCCUUGAGUCCAAACUAUUACAACCCUGACUUUUUUCACUAAGCUUAAUAUAUUUUCUUAAAUUGUUCUGAAGAUAUACGUUGUUAUUCUUGUCAAUUGCUAGCUUUCUUGCAUCAGUGCAACACCUAAAUGAACUCCCUCUCUCAAAGCAGGCUUUGCAAGACCCUUUGUACAGAAAGGCUAAUGACUGUAUUCUAAUGAAUUAGGUGCAUAGGUCUGGUGUAAUGAGGAACAGCUCCAGUGUAUGUGUUGGAGGAAGCCUGUAUUUCUUGUUACUGUGAAUUUCUCCAAUUAUAACUGUUUCAAAGCUGGACGCCCCAUACUGUUGUGUGGUUUCUUGGGAAAAAGGGAGGGCUGGGACUGGGGGUUAGGGGCAAACUUGCAUCAACAGCUACAUCUCAUAUGGGGUUCAGCUUCUGUGUUUACCCUGCUAGUAUAUCUGACCUGUCUCCCAUGUGGGAACCAUUUGCAUUAGGGAGCAGAAGGUCUGAUGUGUAACAUCCUACAAGUGAUAACUUUGCUUCAUGCUUCAUUUCACAGUCAUUGCUCCCUGGAACAUCAGUAAUUGCUUCACAGCUCACUGGAUCAAAGGAAAACUCCCAAUUACACAGACCAAAUUUUGUUCUGGCUACUCUUGAAGUGCUAGCGACAAAUCUGGAUUUUAAGAAUUUUUGUCAGUUAAUGUAGCCUUUUGAUACGAAGUUUCUCUCAACACUGAUAACGUAUUUCAUUUUGUCAAGUAAGAUUUCAGGACUAAGAGAAGACAACUUUCAAUCCAAUUUGACAAUAUGACGGGAGAGCGAAUCUAAUACCAGUAUUUGAAGUGUGAAUGAUAAGUGGCAAAUACUUUGCUGUGACAAGGGUAUCUCAUUGUAUUAGAGUAUACUAAAUAAAUAGUCACACCUGAAUCUUUCAAGCAAAAUUCAGUAGUUCUAAAUUACCUAACUUCCUGUUUGAAGAAAAUCUGACAUUUAUCAUUGAUUGCAUCAAUUACUGUAACACCGAAGACUGUCUAGUUUGGUUUUUUGUUUGUUUGUUUGUUUUUGUUUUUUAAAAAAAGUGAACAGCUGACAUUUCCAUAUGUUUGUUUCUGAAUAAUGUAAAUUGGUGGUUGGAGUUUGGAAAUAACCUUAUUUGAAUAAAGAUGCAUAUUUUUAGUAAACUUCUUUCUUUUAA
Molecule: messenger RNA, 4540 nt
Organism: Anas platyrhynchos (mallard)
Lineage: Eukaryota; Metazoa; Chordata; Aves; Anseriformes; Anatidae
Gene: LMAN1
Product: lectin, mannose binding 1
Biological process (GO): endoplasmic reticulum to Golgi vesicle-mediated transport
Cellular component (GO): Golgi membrane; endoplasmic reticulum membrane; endoplasmic reticulum-Golgi intermediate compartment
Molecular function (GO): D-mannose binding
Source: RefSeq, a predicted model, not a curated record